This is a messenger RNA of Cyclocybe aegerita, 1041 nucleotides long. The record is from the annotation of a GenBank genome assembly. Lineage: Eukaryota; Fungi; Basidiomycota; Agaricomycetes; Agaricales; Hemipholiotaceae.
AUGCCCGAAACCCAGAAAGCUCUCCUCGUUGAGAAGAAAUUUGGCGACUUCGUUGUUGGUGAGACCGAGAAGUAUAAGCCCGGGCCGGGCGAGAUCCUCAUCAAGGUCCACGCGGUAGCGUUGAAUCCAAGGGACUGGAAGAUGCGAAAGUACGGGUUCUUCAUGGAUGAGUUUCCUGCAGUGCUUGGGAUUGACAUCGCUGGAGAAGUCGAAGAGUUGGGCGUCGGAGUUACCGAACAUAAGCUAGGUGAUCGAGUGUUCUUCCAAGGCGACCUGGAAAAACACAAGAGCGGCUUCCAACAAUACGCAAUUUCUUUGGCUGUGACGGCGGCGAAGAUCCCGACAAACCUUUCCUACGACGAGGCUGCGACGCUUCCUCUCGCGCUUUCCACCGCUUACGUUGGGCUCUACACCCCAAAGCCGCACGGUGCCGGGUUCUCUCCGCCAUCUUCCCCAGCUGACGAGGGGAAAUACGCGGGCGUUCCCCUCGUUGUUUUGGGAGGGGCAAGCUCUGUGGGGCAACUCACGAUCCAAGUCGCUCGCUUGUCGGGGUUCUCGCCCAUUGUCACCACCGCUUCCCUCAAGCACACCGAAUAUUUGAAGUCCCUAGGAGCGACGCAUGUCCUCGAUCGCCACUUGUCAUCCGACGCUCUCAAGGCCGAGGUAGCCCAGGCUACUAUCGGAAAGCCUGUUGAGAUUGUGUAUGACGCGGUCUCCCUUGAGGAGACGCAGAAACUGGGCCUAGAACUGGUCGCUCCAGGAGGGCAGUUGGUUAUCGAUUUCACUCCUGCUGUGAAGUCGCAGGAUGGCAAGACCGUCAUCUUUUUUCUGGCAGGGCUCAGGAUGCCAAACAAUCUGGAACUUCUGGAGACUUUGUAUCACGAGAAGAUUGCUGGGUUCUUGGAGAGAGGGGUGAUCAAGCCCACGAGACUCGAGGUCCUCCCCAACGGACUCGCCGGGAUUGUUGACGGCUUGCGGAGGUUGGAGGCUGAUCAGAUUUCGGGAUUGAAGCUUAUUGCUCAUCCGCAAGAAACUCUUUGA